AUGGGUCUUUUUUCACUGUCAUCGCGUGCUGGUAGCAAGAAUUUAUUCGCAAAAGUGAGUACAAUGGACGCGGAUCUUGAAAAAAUUGCCGUCGAGCCCGACUGGACCGGACGACAACUGUACGAUACGGUAUGCAAGCAAGAAGUGCCAAAACAAGGAGAUGGUUCAAUUCAUUUCUUAUUUUUGGUUAAGUUUUACCCAGAAGAUGUGGAAGAGGAGCUGAUUCAAGACAUAACACGACAUCUUUUCUUUCUGCAAAUCAAACAGAGUAUUCUCUCGAUGCAACUGUAUUGCUCUGCUGAGGCAUCCGUUCUUCUUGCAUCUUAUGCCGUGCAAGCAAUCCAAGGCGACUGUAGUGAAGACUCACGUCUGGAACUGAGUGAGCUGUUGCCCGAAUGUGUAAUUAAGCAAUACGAUAUGUCUGCACAAAUGUGGCAGGAACGAAUACGACGGUGGUGGGCGAAUAAUGCUGGACAGAGCAGGGAGGAUGCAGAAAUGGAGUAUUUAAGAGUGGCACAAGAUUUGGAAAUGUACGGCAUACAAUAUUACCCAAUAUGUAAUAGUAAAGAAACGGAUCUGAAUCUUGGUGUAUCGGCGCAAGGUAUCGGUAUAUACAAAGAAUCCAAUCGAAUCACACCACGACCAUUCUUUUCCUGGAGUGAAAUCAAAAAUAUCUCCUUCAAGAAUAAACUUUUUACAAUGCGAACGAUGGACAAGAGUACAAUAACAUUCCGCGCGAAAGAUAUGUCCAUCAAUAUGAGUAUAUUGGAUUUAUGUAUUGGAACGCAUAAUCUCUAUUUACGCAGAAGACAACCUGACUUGUUGGAAGUACAGCAGAUGAAAGCACAAGCUAAAGAGCAACGCAUUCGACGAAUCCAAGAACAAAAUCGACUGACACGCGAACGUGAGCAACGUCUUCAAGCAGAGAGUGACCGUGAUCGGUACAAGAAUGAAUUCAAUGCUGCGAAUGAAGAGUUGUGUGCACUUAGGGAGGCAAUGAAGAAGACUGACGAGAGAGCACAGUUGUUGGCUGAAAAAGCUCGCGUUUCUGAAGAAGAGGCGUUGGUGCUAUCGAAGAGGGCGAGUGAAGCCGAAGCUGAAUGUCAACGAAUGAAAAUCUCACAAAUUAAGUCAGAAGAAACCAAAAUGACAUUGGAACGAAAGGCUCGCGAUGCCGAACUCGUCGCACAUCGUCUCUUGCAAGAAACCGAACGCCGUAAUCGUGAGGCAUUCAUGUAUCGAAGUCAGUUCCUCGCCACUGAGCCUAGUUGGCCUCAAGGUUGGUAUUCAGCAUAUGCUCUGCCAUGUGCACAACAAUACGCCUCAUCGACUUCGUCGCAUCACCAUUUAAUGUCGUCGUCGAGCAGUGGUGAUGCCAUCUGCUUAUCAGCACAGCAACAACAAGACGCUAUUGACAAUAAUUCAUCGCACUCCAAUCAUCAGUUAUUAUCCGCAUCUCACAGUAAUAAUCUCAAUUCAAAUGCGACCAACCAGUUCAAAAUACCGCUAUUCAGAAGUGAAGCGUAUUUGAAUGGUGCUCCACCAGACCCAUCCAAUAAUCAGUUGAUGACAUCCGAUCUCACUGCGUUACGUUCAGAAGUUGAAAAGUCAAGAGCCGAAUACAACGAGAAAACGAAACAGUUAAAGCAAAAAAUGAGUGAAUUUCGUGCUGAAAUCGAGAAUUUAAAAGUGGAAGAUAGGCAAACCGAACACGACCGUAUUCAUGCGUCCAAUGUGCAGAAAGGAAUGGACAAAUAUUCGACACUCAGAAAGGUUUAUUCAUUCAUUAUCAUUUCAUAUAAAUAUUCCUUGAGUAAUUUCUAUGAUCUUUCCCUUUCCUGCAGUGCGGCUGGUUCAACGAAAUCGCGAGUGCAGGUUUUUGAAGGACUCUAG
Messenger RNA from Anisakis simplex (herring worm), 1893 nucleotides. Lineage: Eukaryota; Metazoa; Nematoda; Chromadorea; Rhabditida; Anisakidae. The record is from the annotation of a GenBank genome assembly.